AUAAAAAAACACAGCUAUUAAAAUAAAUCUCAUAAAUAUUCUGGUCUAGAUCAAAUUAUUCGUCGUUAAUUCACUCCUGCAAUUUCUUUCCAUCCAACUCUAAGCUAUGGCGUCUUUCGGGAGGAAACGGGGCGUAACAAUGGCGACUAAUCUGUUGAAAACCCUAACUCCAAGAUCUCGUGUCACCAAUUUCCCCUCAAGCUUGAGGAGCAUCAACGGCGCCGCUGCCGGCAUCGUUAGCGGCGACAUCAUCUCGUCGCACACUGCUAAAUGGAUGCAGGAUUUCAGCAAAAAAUCUCCUAUGGAGCUGAUCAACGAAGUUCCACCAUUAAAGGUGGAGGGCAGGAUCGCCGCCUGUGAGGGAGAUAGCAAUCCUGCACUUGGGCAUCCAAUUGAGUAUAUAUGUCUUGAUUUGGACAAACCAGCGGUUUGCAAGUACUGCGGCUUACGCUACGUCCAAGAUCACAGUGGUGGGGGUGGCCAUCAUCAUUAAGAUGCUGAGUGGCAAUUUGUCCUCUUUUUCCAAGUUUUAAUGGUCCAAUCAAACUGCACUCUUGUCUUUGAAAUGUAUUGUUGGUGGCUGUAAUAAGAACUAUACCCAUGUGUCUUUUAUGAUCUCGAAUUGUGCUUGAAUGAAAAUUUCAUUGCUAUGUAGACUACUCGAUGGUCAAAAGAUUCUAAAUUCCAUAUAUAUUUUACUUUAAGACAAUCAAACAUGAGUAAAUUCCAUAUAUAUUACUCAGACAUAAGUCUCAAUUUAAUCUGUCUAUUUUGAAGCAGCAGCUAGCAGCUAAUUUCUUCCUCCGUUGAUGCUCUGCAACUUUGUAAUCCACAACUUCACGGAAGAGAGACGGGUCCAAAACGCAGCUCUCGCUGCCAUAAACAGCGGCCUGAACACUUUCCAUCAGUUUGGCGAUCUCUCUCCCCGAAAAGCCUUCCGUUUUUUUCCGCGGCUUCCUUCAGGAUAUCGUCGGUCAACCCUUUGACCUAUAUCUUCUGAGCCGGUUUACGGAACCGUGAAAGGAAGCCAGCUUUCCGCGCUCUGGCUUGAGCUAUGUCCAUCUUGUGCGAUUCCGCUCAAUUGUUUAUCGUUC
Messenger RNA from Cuscuta campestris, 1094 nucleotides. The record is from the annotation of a GenBank genome assembly. Lineage: Eukaryota; Viridiplantae; Streptophyta; Magnoliopsida; Solanales; Convolvulaceae.